GUAACCGGCUGCUCCUCCGGCAUAGGUCGCUCCCUGGCAAUCCUCCUGUCCUCCAAGCCCAAUCAACGCAUAAUAGCAACAGCCCGCAACCCCUCAUCCCUCUCGUACCUCCCCUCCACCCCCAACAUCCUCAAAUUAGCACUAGACGUGACUUCCCCAUCGUCCGUCGACACAGCAUUCACGGCUGCAGCGCAGUACUUCGGGGAGGGCUUCCAUUUAGACGUUGUCGUAAAUAAUGCUGGCUACUCACUAUCUGGUGAUACCGAAUCCGCAACCGAGGAAGAAACGCAUUUAGAAAUGGAAACGUUGUUCUUCGGGACUGCACGGAUUACCACGCGUGCGUUGCCGCUUAUGCGCCAAGAAACUGGUGGGAGGAAGGGAGGUGUGAUUUUUAACAUUUCGAGUCUGGCGGGUUUAUGUGGGUUUCCGGGACAUGCAUAUUACCACGCGGGGAAGUUUGCGGUGGAGGGGUGGUCGGAGUCUGUGGCGAGGGAGAUCCACCCUGAUUGGAAUGUCAAUAUUUGUAUUGUCGAACCAAGCGGCGUGAAGACCAACUUCGAUGGCCACUCCAAAGCACGUAUACAGGCUCAUCCUGACUACGCCGGUGAGGACAUGCCUUCCCGGAAGCUUGAGAAGUAUGUGAACAUGGGGAUCAAGUCUGGGAUUGGUAUGAUGGAGCCGAGUGCUGUGGCGGAGACGUUGUGGAAUGUUGCUAGCCGUGGAGAGAGAGUGCCGUUGAGAUUGCCGUUGGGCGCAACGUGUUGGAAGAUGGCAAAGGCACGAUGUGAGGGUUUUAUUCAGGAACUUGAGGUGGUUAAGGGUGUGAGUACUUUUGGGGAGGGUGUUUAA
This is a messenger RNA of Aspergillus ruber CBS 135680, 849 nucleotides long. RefSeq names its product NAD(P)-binding protein. The transcript is spliced from 2 exons. The annotation marks the transcript as partial. Lineage: Eukaryota; Fungi; Ascomycota; Eurotiomycetes; Eurotiales; Aspergillaceae. The record is from RefSeq and is a predicted model, not a curated record.